AUGGCGGCCGGCUCCUGGUUCGGCGGGGGGCUGAACGGAGUCAUCCACACCGCCGUGACUUUCUCCCUCCUCUUCUGUGACACCCACACCACCCGGCAGUUCUUCUGCGACAUCCCUUCCCUCGUGCGGAUCUCCUGUUCCAGACGCUCCAUCGACGAGCUCGCCAUUCUGGGCUUCAGCAUGUUCCUGGGCCUCUGCUGUUUCGUCGGCAUCAUCGUCUCGUACGUACGCAUCUUUCGGGCCGUGCUGAGGAUGCCGGCCUCCGAGGGCCGGGCCAAGGCUUUCUCCGCCUGUCUGCCCCACCUCGCCGUCUUGUCUUUAUUCAUAGUGAACGGGGUCUUCACCUACUUCAAGCCCACGUCUGACUCCCCCUUGGCCCUGGACCUGCUGUUGUCCGUGUUUUACACCGUGGUGCCCCCCGCACCUCCAAUACAUCAGGGUUGA
Molecule: messenger RNA, 444 nt
Organism: Tachyglossus aculeatus (Australian echidna)
Lineage: Eukaryota; Metazoa; Chordata; Mammalia; Monotremata; Tachyglossidae
Product: olfactory receptor 14A16-like
Exons: 2
Coding region: 1-444 (147 amino acids)
Biological process (GO): G protein-coupled receptor signaling pathway
Cellular component (GO): membrane
Molecular function (GO): odorant binding; olfactory receptor activity
Source: RefSeq, a predicted model, not a curated record